Messenger RNA from Medicago truncatula (barrel medic), 1182 nucleotides. RefSeq names its product non-classical arabinogalactan protein 30. NCBI's taxonomy places the organism in Eukaryota, Viridiplantae, Streptophyta, Magnoliopsida, Fabales, Fabaceae. Gene Ontology annotation, cellular component: cell periphery. Bases 1 to 1182 code for a protein of 393 amino acids. The record is from RefSeq and is a predicted model, not a curated record. The transcript is spliced from 2 exons.
AUGGCCAAAACUUUAGUAUUGGUUUUUCUCUUUCUCCAAAUAACCUCUUUCAUAGCUUUAGCUGAAGAGCUAGAAACUUUUCAUCACAAACCAUCAAGUCCACUUCAUCCCCCAACUAAGUCACCGAUUCAUAAACCAUUAGCUAGCCCACCUCACCACAACCACUCACCAUCACAUGCACCUUCUCAUGUUCACACUCCUUUACAUCCUCCCCACCCUGCUAAACCCCCGACCCAUCACCGCCACCAACAUCACUCACCAUCCCUUGCUCCUUCUCAUGUUCACACUCCUUUACAUCCUCGUCAUCCUGCAAAACCUCCAACCCAUCAUCAUCAUCAUCAUCACUCUCCUGCUCAUGCCCCUAUUAAAACUCCGGUUCACACUCCUUUACAUCCUCCUCACCCUGCCAAACCUCCAACUCAUCACCACCACCAACAUCACUCACCAUCCCCCGCCCCUUCCCAUGUUCACACUCCUUUACAUCAUCGUCACCCUGCAAAACCCCCAACCCAUCAUCAUCAUCAUCACUCUCCUGCUCAUGCCCCUAUUAAGCCUUCGUUUCACACUCCUUUACAUCCUCCUCACCCUGCCAAACCUCCAACACAUCACCACCACCAACAUCACUCACCUUCCCCUGCCCCUUCCCAUGUUCACACUCCUUUACAUCCUCGUCACCCUAAAAAACCACCCACCCAUUAUCAUCACCACUCUCCUGCUCAUGCCCCCAUUAAGCCCCCAACUCACCACCAUCACCUCCCUCCGGCUCAUGCCCCUACUCACACACCUCUUGUUUCAAGAAGCUUGAUAGCUGUUGAAGGUGUUGUUUAUGUCAAAUCAUGCAACCAUACCGGUGUUGACACCUUAAAGGGAGCUACACCUCUUUUUGGUGCCGUUGUGAAGCUCCAAUGCGACAACGCCAAACACAAGUUGGUCCUUAAAGCCAAGACUGAUAAGAAAGGUUACUUCUAUAUUGGAGGCCCAAAGAACAUUGCAGGUUAUUCAACUCGUCAUUGCAACGUUGUUUUAGAUACUGCACCAAAAGUACUAAAACCCUCAAAUCUUCAUGGUGGUCUUAGUGGGGCGCCUCUUCUUAAGCCGGUGAAACGACCAGUGUCUAAGGGUGUCUCUUUAAAACUCUACACUGUUGGACCGUUUGCAUUUGAGCCCAAAUGUCAUCAUUAA